Patiria miniata (bat star) is the source of this 4226-nucleotide messenger RNA. Its product is annotated as 7SK snRNA methylphosphate capping enzyme-like. The transcript has 4 exons. The coding region runs from base 551 to 2749 and encodes 732 amino acids. NCBI's taxonomy places the organism in Eukaryota, Metazoa, Echinodermata, Asteroidea, Valvatida, Asterinidae. Gene Ontology annotation, biological process: snRNA modification. The record is from RefSeq and is a predicted model, not a curated record. Gene Ontology annotation, molecular function: snRNA binding; RNA methyltransferase activity; O-methyltransferase activity.
CCAACGUCAAAGAAGCAGCAUCAAACGUGUACAGACAUCCAGUCCAUACAGUAUGCAAUGUACAUGUACAUGUACAUCAUAUAGCUAGCUAACGUAACGUACAUGUACAUGGACGAGUGGUGCAUGCAUUGUGUGCACAUAUAUCCAUACGUGAUAUACACACGUACCGCGUUCUCAGAGCCUAAGUGGUGAACGGAGCAACGCACAUUUUUCGGUCUGUUAGAAGCGUUAAAUCUCAUAAUCAUCUUCACAAAGUAAACUAGCUGCUAGCAUAUGUGCUGGGUUAUGAUAUGGUCUCUCGCAUUGUGCAUUAACGUACAAUCCAAGAGUGUAUUUUUGGACGUGAAUAUCUCGAUGUCGGCCGCGCGCUAUGUGGGAAGUUCGUGUGAAACCAUUCCCUGCACAAGCACCAUGUUUAUGUAGCUCUUCCUAUUAUGCAAAUGAGCAUCGUCAGAUUCUCGAUGGCCUCUGACCCCUGUGUGGUUGUACACAAAAGCACGUGGUUUUGAGGUCUCUCUUGCUCGUGUUGUUGGUCGUGUUGUUCAUCAGCAUGACAAGCAAGGCAGAAGCUUUGCCAGUGAGUACUGGCCACCCAGAAUCCUGGAAUUUAAGGCCAGAUUCUGUGGAAGAUGGCAGCACUUUUGAGAUUUCUGAAAAUCAAAAUUGGAUGGCCUCAGCCAAGACUGACACUCAUCAUCAGGAAAGUGUUAACUGUCCCAGUGCCAGUUUGUCUGAAACAAACAAUGCCCACUCACAAACAAAACUUGAGGACACUUGUCUUCGGGAAGUUCCUAAUCAGAAGCAGACAUCGGAAUCUGAUGUUGAUGGCGUGGAUACAAAUGCUAAGAAGAAGCGACAUGCUUCGAUGUCCCAUCCUGGGAACCACAAACCGAUGGGACGGAAGCGUCGAAAGACCACGGACCGUGGUGCCACACAUCCAAAGUUCCUGAUGGGAGGGAGCAUUACGGAUCCAUUAAAUCUAAACAGUCUCUGCAACGAGGAAGUCUCGCGCUGCUUGAACGCUGUCACGCCCAUCUCUUCUCCUCUCCCUAUGCUCAAUAAGGACCCCAAUCCUGUCCUUGUUCCGAUCGACGUGAGUGACCCACUCAAACUGAACACGGUUUGCGGUGAAGCAGAUGACACCACCAGUCUGACAAGGACCCUGACUCCAAAAUCGACGGGCAAGAAACGCAAAAAACGUGGGGACAAGCUGAACGAGUCACACAGUGCUGACGAAGCCACGAUCGUCAAGAGCAAACCGGCUAAUUUGAAUCUGGAGGGUAUCCAAAGACCUCCGCACCAUGGCAGCAUGUCAAAGGUCCCUGAUAAGAUUGUCUCACCGGUCAUCCCAGACAACUGUCAAAGUUAUCGCAAGCGAAAAAAACAGGAGCCUACGACAAAAAUUGCCAGGGCUCUGCUUGUCGAAAAAGCAGACUCUGAUCCAAAGGAGGUCAGUCCGGACAAAAAAGCGCCCCCACACAACAGAGACAGAUCGACACCAGAGAAGCGCAAGUACAAACGCCAAACGAGCAAAGAUGCCAAACCACAACCGCCAAAGUUUAAGGAGCAGAACAAGAAGUUUCAGUAUGGAAAUUACCACCGUUACUACGGUUACCGGAACCCCGAUCAGGAGGACGAUUCGAGAAUCCCUUUCCUUAAAAGGAAGUGGUUUGAAGGGCAAACCUGCUUGGACAUUGGCUGCAACUCGGGUCAUGUGACCCUUUACGUAGCCAAAAACUUUGCCCCCGAUAGGAUCACUGGGAUCGACAUUGACGGAGCUCUGAUUGGAAUUGCCCGAAAGAAUAUCCGCCAUUGCCUGGAAAUGGACAAGAAUCCCGAGCAGCGGAAGUUCCCUGUUUCCAUGGAAAAAACGUACGGUCCGGUUUUAUCCAUGGGACAGCCAGUCAAGUCUGCAGCAACCACAGCGAAGUUUCCCGGGAAUAUCUUGUUCAGAUGUGCCAACUUUGUUCCCGAGAACGACGACAUCCUGGAACUGCAGAGGCCAGAAUACGACACUGUUCUGUGCUUGAGUGUCACUAAGUGGAUCCACCUGAACUGGGGGGACGUGGGCCUCAAGCGUCUGUUCCGUCGAAUCUUCCUGUGUCUGCGACCUGGAGGCCGGCUGAUCUUGGAGUCACAGGCCUGGCCAUCCUACACCAAGAAGAAAAAGCUCACGGAGACAAUCUACAAGAACUUCAAGCAGAUCCAGCUGAAACCCGACAAGUUCAAGGACUACCUGUUGUCCAGUCACGUGGGGUUCUCUAGCUGUGAGACCAUCGGCACGCCACUCAAUAAAUCCAAAGGUUUCAGACGCCCUAUUUUGAUGUUUACAAAGCUAAUCACAUCGAGAGCCAGCUCAGCCAAGCCUAAGACCAUCCUCAAGUCAGACCAUGGGGCGUCAUCAACUCACAAAAUGGAGGAGUUCGCGGAACCUUCCAAACGUGAAGCGCCCUCUACUGGUGACCCCACACACCCUGCUGCUUCCCAGGGCAUGACCUGUGACCCAAAGCCAGUCAGCACUGAGCGUGAGCAGGCUGCACAAGACAUCGAAGAGAAAGAUUUAAAGGUCGUAAUAUCCGAAGAGCCUGAGACGAAAGAGGCCGCGGGCGAAAGCGAGAACAAAAAUGAAGAAGUUGAGGUGGACGCUAAAUGCAGCUUGAAAGCGGAGAAGUCGCAUGAUGACAGUGAGAACAUUUGUUUGGAAAGCCCUCCGGCUAAGAAACUCAAAAUGGAACCCCCGGCAGAUUAGCCGCUGGAGGUAUAUUGGGUGGAGCUGAAAAUGUAAAGCAAAAAAACUCAUAUGUUCAAAGGCCAGUUCUUGUUUACUCAGUUAUUUUUUUUUUCCCAUUUUUGACUUUGAUAAAAUGUUAACGAGUGUAUGACUGUGGAUUAUUCAACAGUCUUCAACUUGCAUCAAGACACAUAUCUGAAUUAGUGCCGGCAUGGCAUGUUAAAUGAUUAUUUUCAAUUUUUGCUUUUAGCAAAUUGUUUUUGGAAUGGAUAAAACUUGUGGAAAAAGUAUUAAAGUGUAUUGAAGGCAUAGUAUAUGACUGCUCUGUUGACAGAUAGCUUUAAACUAUGAUUUCAAACUCCGUUCAACUGAGUAAUUUGCAGACAGGUCUGUGAAGAUUUCAUUGAAGGGCAAAACCUAAUUUGAAGUUUUCAUUUAUAAAUUUCUGCCUUCUACCUUAAAUAGUAAUCUGGAAACAUAAAACAAUUCUCAAUUUUUUGUGUGAUUUGCACGACAUGGUUUCAGUGGUGCAAAGCGCACACUUUUUUUUUAUCAAGAACCAUUCAGGAUCGAGUUCAUGUGAAGUUGAACUUGCAGGGUUGAACUUGUUAACGCAACCAACACAUUUCAUGUUGUAAGGGAUUAAGGUUUCACCUUCUUGAAGGAAGUCCUUAUGCCAAGAUAAUUUAUCUCAAUCAAACCAUUUAUGUGGUUUCCUGUUUCGGAGGUAGUAGAGUUUAAGGAGCGGUUUUGUGUCGUCCUAAGUUACAUUUACUAGGUUUCCUGUUUUGGGGAAAUCGCAUAAUUUCUUCUGCUAGUCUUUUGAAGCGUGAUGGUAAUCUUGGUUCCUCAUUUGCUGAUAACGCCGCCAGCAUUUCAUUUCUGUAAAAUGGGGUUCAUCUCUUUGUAACCCCCCCCCCCCCAAAAAAAAUCAUCUGUGUGUGUGUAUUCUAAACAAACCCAUCCAUUUCCAGCAUUUUCAAGACUUUAGGACCAUCACAUUUCCAAUCUCUUUUUCUUGUUUGAACCCGAAAUUUCCACAUUUUUAGGAGAAGUCUCACGAGGCAAUUUUGUCAAGCAACUUUAAGAGGCAGCCAAAUGCACUGCAAGCGAAGAAACCAACAAGAAUUCAUAUUUCAGACAUUUUAUUACAGUUCUGAUGAUGGUAACAGAGAGAAAAAAAUGCGUUUUCUUCUUUGAGGUUGCUUGAAACAUGGUGCCUGUAACUUUCCCUUUGUGACAGUUGACUUAUCGCGUUAGAAUCGCGUCAACGCAGCUUGUGAAAUAUUGUCCAAUUACAUGAUAUACAAAUGGACGCGGAACACGCAAAAUCCGAGACAAAACUUAGUGUACAAAAACUCCAUAGGGUUGUCUACGGGGCGUGACUAACUCGCAAAUGGCAAUAGGUCAAUUUCCUUACCCCUCCCUUUCAACAUUAAUUCAGCUACUGGUUUUGCUUGAUUCAGGGAGGAGAUUUGUCAGGUUUUUUCCAGAU